Molecule: messenger RNA, 1269 nt
Organism: Acanthosepion pharaonis
Lineage: Eukaryota; Metazoa; Mollusca; Cephalopoda; Sepiida; Sepiidae
Source: the annotation of a GenBank genome assembly
AUGAGGAGCGUUGAUAUUACGAAACAGUCAACCAGAGUUAAAUAUUAUGAACUCUUAUUGUUGAACUCUCUCUCUCUCUUUCUUUCUUUCUCUCUCUCUCUCUCUUUCUUUCUUUCUCUCUCUCUUUCUCUCGCCGCUUAUAAGCUGCCCUCUCAUCAUCACUUCAGACUUGAAUAUCUAUCUAUCUAUCUUUAUUCAUUAUCUAUCUCUCUCUCUCUCUCUCUAUAUAUAUAUAUAUAUAUAUAUAUAUAUAUAUAUAUAUAUAUAUCUAUUACAAUCUGUUAUUAUCUAUCUAUUAUCUAUCUAUCUAUCUAUCUAUCUAUCUAUCACAGUCUGUUCGUAUCUAUCUAUUUCAUGUGUUACUUAUCUAUCUAUCUAUCUAUCACAGUCUGUUGCUUAUCUAUCUAUCUCAGUUUGUUCAUUUUCUAUCUAUCUAUCUAUAUAUCUAUCUAUCUAUCUAUUUCACCUCCGCAGACAUACCGAUCUCCUUUCGCCCUCUCUCAUUUUUUUUUAUAUUCGUCUGCACUGCUUUCUUAUUCCUUCCUCUUUCUCUUUUUUUCACUCCCUCCUUCUCCUCUCUCUCUAUACUUAUAUUUACUUCCAUUUUUGUACCACCUUCACUUCUAUAUUGUCUACUUUACUCUCUCUUUCUCUCUUCUUUUUUGUCUUUACAUCUCCCCUACUAAUGUCGUUUUUCCGGUAAAAAUACAAAUCAAUCAUCAAUCUUCUUUUUUUUUGUUCUUUUUCUUCUUCUUCUUCUUUUCCUUCUUCUCUUCUAUUUCUACCAACACUUCACUGCUAUUUUAUUUUUUUCAAUACCUUUCCUUCUUUUUCCUAUACUUCUCGUUUUUCUUCUUUCCUCAAUUCUUCUCUUUAGUUUACUCACAUCUUUUCUUAGUUUCCCCUUUUCUUCUUUAUCAUCUUAUUCUCAUACGUCUUCAUCUCCUCCUCGACUUUCAUCACUUCUUCUUCUUCUUCUUCUUCUUCUUCUUCUUCUUCUUCUUCUUCUUCUACCAAUGGAUUUCUUCCUUGUCUUUUUCUUUUCGUCACCCUCUUCCUUAUAAUCAUCAUCAUCCUAAUCAAACAGGCAUUCUGAUUCUUUUCCAUGAUCGUACCCUCCCUCCUACCAUCCUUCUUCCUCAUCCUCUUCUUCUACUUUUUCUUCUUUCCCUUUUUCUUUAUAAUGUUUCUUUUUUUUUUUUACUUCUUCUUCCUCUCCGUUUACCUUCCUUCUCCUCUUCUUCUCACUGUUCUUCCUCUUCCAUUUGA